This is a messenger RNA of Fragaria vesca subsp. vesca, 1217 nucleotides long. Its product is annotated as putative PAP-specific phosphatase, mitochondrial-like. Gene Ontology annotation, molecular function: 3'(2'),5'-bisphosphate nucleotidase activity. The record is from RefSeq and is a predicted model, not a curated record. NCBI's taxonomy places the organism in Eukaryota, Viridiplantae, Streptophyta, Magnoliopsida, Rosales, Rosaceae. The transcript has 6 exons. The coding region runs from base 108 to 806 and encodes 232 amino acids. Gene Ontology annotation, biological process: sulfate assimilation.
GGGUAACAACAAAAAAAAAUACAUGCUUGAGGACUUGAAGUAAAAAUUACAAAGAUUUAACUUAGCCUGUGUUACUGGAUCCAAUUGAUGGCACAAGAGGAUUUGUGAUGGGAAAUAAGGCCUUGUAUGUGGUAGGUUUGGCUCUUGUAGUUGAUGGGGAGAUUGUAUUAGGUGUCAUGGGCUGUCCGCACUGGCAGGAAUCAAACAAAUGUAUCUCUGGAGUCCAGGAAGAGAAGAGCAUUCCAUUUGGAACAGGGCUUCUUAUGGUCUCACAUAUUGGUUGUGGCACAUGGACAAGAAGUUUAUCAUCUGUGAUAAAUGGCACACCCAGGACUCCUUACUCAUGGACUCGUAGCUUUGUUGAUGACUGUUCUAUAGUGCCUCAGGCUCGCUUUUGUAUCACAGAGAGUGAAGCAUGGGAGGCAUUGCCACCGGCAGCUUUAUUUACCUCAACAACUAAUGCUGAGAGUGUUGGUCAAAGUCAAGUACUCGUUUUGAAACCUUGUUGUGGAAGUUUAUGCAAGUAUUUAUUGGUGGCUUCAGGUAGGGGUUCUGUUUUCAUUCAGCGACAGAAAGAUAAAGUUGUAAAGGCUUGGGAUCACGCUGUUGGUAUUAUAUGCGUACUUGAAGCAGGAGGAACGGCAACUGACUGGGAAGGAAAUCAAGUUGAUCUUGCAGCAGAUGAAGUCGGACGGAGGAUUAUAUACCCUCAAGGUGGUUUCCUUGUGAGUAAUGGCAAGAUACAUAACCAGCUUCUGGAACUGAUAUCUUCCACUUCAUCAACAGUUUCAGCUAGCCGUAUAUAAUACGUGUAUGAUUCUUCAUUCAUUUUUUCGACACAUGAUUUUAAUAAUCUUGGAUAGGAGGUAAAUAACAUUUACUUCAGCUAUCAUCAAAUUAUGAAUUCCAAUAACAUUUACUUCAGCGAUCAUCACAUUAUGAAUUCGUUGGAUUUCAUACGUAUCACAGUGAUUCAUCUUCACAUCAUACAUGUUCUUCUCCAACUACCAGAUCUCACUAGAAGGGAAACCAAAUCCUUUACAUUUCAUUGUAUCAAUCAAACUUUCUAUUAGUAGUGAAUUUGAUUUCAUCUAGUACAACACUGGUCGAGUUUUGUAGAAACAGUCCUUUCUGAUGCUUGGUCUAUGGGGAUUGGGGCAGCUGGUGCAUUAUCUCACCCAGUAGAAACACACACUUGAAGUUCUUCAUCAUUGUGG